This is a messenger RNA of Harpegnathos saltator (Jerdon's jumping ant), 3609 nucleotides long. Its product is annotated as protein casc4. The record is from RefSeq and is a predicted model, not a curated record. Bases 2234 to 3160 code for a protein of 308 amino acids. Lineage: Eukaryota; Metazoa; Arthropoda; Insecta; Hymenoptera; Formicidae. The transcript is spliced from 8 exons.
CCUCUUUCUAUGUGUCUCUUUCGCGAGAGAGCGUAAAAGACAAGAAAAUAAAGAGAUAAUUCGUGCCGUCUGCGAGAAUGUGCGUCUACGUUGCUUCACCGUGGUAUGUUUGUAUGUGUGUGUGUGUGUGUGUGUGUGUGUGUUAUUCAAUGUGAUGUUAGCGAUUAUUACGUAGGGUCUGCGAUUGUCAUCGACAGAAUAAUCAAGACGCGCGAGAUUAGAGCCUAAGUGUGAGUUAUACUUGGACCCUUGGUCGAUUUUCCGAUUGUACUUGCGAGGAAACGCGCGUGCUAAACGGUACCCUUCGGGCGUUCGCUCGUCCGUCCAACGACGACGACGACAACGACGACGGGCCUUGCGUUGCACACAGGUUAUUCUUAAUUAAGAGUUAAUCAGUGCAAUAUUCCGCGGCCGCGCGCUGCGGGGACAGGUGGUCGCACACGUCGGCCUUGCGUCGCGCGAUGAGUCGAAUCUCGCGAGCGAGCACGUGUGUGUAUGAGACAAAAUUCUCAUCACUGUAAGCGUCGCGAUCACACGUGUGUAGCACAACGACUGCUACCGAUCACUGACAAUAAAUUAAUAGAGAGAGAGAGAGAGAGAGAGAGAGAGAGAGUGCGUGUUGGUCCAGUCUCUCGAAAGAAUGAACGAAAGAGCGCGUCGCGUCACCGAACCGAAUUUGAUUUUUUAUCGAGUAUAUUCGCCCGGAGAUGUCCCAUGAGGAAGAUCGAGUGAGUGCAAAGGUCUCGGUGCGAAGACGCCGUGACUGACCCAGUUUUGUAGCAGCGCCUAGAAAUAUGCAGAUCCAUACGAUAAUACCGUUAGGAAGGUCAUGCCGUAACGAUCACCAACGGGCGGAACGAACCAAUCGUUUUCCCCCAUCAAAUUCACUCAGUCUGUUCUAUCGCGAAGCUCUCAUCGGGACUUUUGCACUCGCUCGAUAUCUGCUCGCACGGGAGAAAACGCUCUCCCUCGAGAUUCAUUUCAGGCGCGAUCGAUUACGACGCCUCGGACUUCGCCGAUGCGAUCGCGUCAUCGGACACCUCGCCGUCGAGCGGAUUGUUCGCCGAUCGGGGGGUGCCCGUGCACGUCGCUACCGCGUGUAGUCUAGCGGCUGGUUCACGUUUCCUACAAGUAUCGGUGUGUCAUUGGCGUUCUCGAGAGGGACUCUCGAUAUAUAGGUCACCAAGUGAUGACCCCUCGGACGACCCCGAACGUCCGACAUUUGACACGCUACGACGCAGGCAUAUUAAAUUUACGAUAUAUUUUAUUUCUGUCCGAACGCCAACGCGUACACGCAUACCACCCAUACACAGCCGAGGAUGUCGCGGGGAAGGAGAGGAGAAGGAGGGGGGAGGGAAAGAAUGCGGGAAAGCGAGGGAAUGAAGGAAGGAAAAAAAUGCAUACGCCGUCGGUUUGUUCGCUUGCGCGGCUUUCGAAAUAGGUCUCGCGCGCGCCUCCGACAUGCGACUCGCGGUGAAUAGCAGAAGGAGAAAGAAAGAUAGAAGAGAUCGGAUCGCACACACGGUCGAUGUUGGUCCUUCGCCGAUCGGCCGAUCGGGCUGAAUCAUCGGACGCGCGUCGAAUCUUCACUUUUCUCCUCGCUUUUCGCGAGGCCAGAUUUUUGGCUGGAGAGUGCGGAUCGAUAAGACCGUUUUAGCAUUGAUAAGGGAGGGAAUGCAUAAUUAAUCACGCCGCGCGGAUAAGCGUUUCACAGCGAUCCCGCUCGUCGCGUCGCGAGCGGGAAACGCGUUUUAUCGGACCGGUGUUACUGGUUGUUGCGAUCGGCCGCUCAGGCGAGAUAAUAAGCCAACAAACCGGCGAGUGUGUCGUGUCCCGCUCCAGUCUUAUGCUCCUGUCCUACGGGCAGCGUCGCGAGAGAGUUUACACCUGUGAGUCCACGAGUGCGCGCCAUUUCGAGAGCUCGAAGGCGGCGCUCCGCGUUCAUUGCAGUCGAAUCACACAAAUCACGGUGACGGGCCGCGCCGUGAAAAUUCGGCGACGCGACUCCGUCGACUCUCUUUCGUCUACGCUCGCGCGUACGCGAUAUAUUUUCUCGCUCUGGUCCGCUUUGUGAAUAUUCUCUUCGAUGGAACACAGUGUUAACCGCACACCUGUACUCUUCUGCUGAAAUUUCGGCACACACGACGGUCCGGUGGUCCGGUCGACGAUAACGUGGCAUAUGUUACUGCGUGAGUGACAGCGGGCGAACGCGAUAACACGAAAGGCGAGAGUGAUGGGAAUCGACGGCAUGAGGGUCGGCGGAGGCAGAUGCCCGCCUCUCUUGGUCAUAGCCUUGCUCUUGGUGUGCCUCAUGCUCUUCUGCAACUGGUGGGCUCUGUCAUCUGAGAAUGUGGAGCUGGUCAGGCAGAUCGACGAGCUGAACGAGCAGCUGAAGAUCAGUGCUGAAGAGAGAGAUCAGUGUGUAACAUUACGCGGUAACCUAGAGCAGAGGUAUAAACAUACAGAGGAUGAAUUAGCUUCUCUGCAUGUCCGCUUGGAACAGCAGAUGGAUUUCAAGAAGAAAAAUGAGGAGCUAGAGGACUCUGUUACCGUGUGCAAGAGUGAACUGGACUCGUUAAAUAAAUUGGAUGCCACUAAAACUGCAACACUGGAGACACUCCGAUUAGAAAAGGAUACGAUUAAUACGCAGUUAGAUGUGAAACGUGAUGAGAACAAGAAACUUCAGGAGGAUGUAGAAAAGCUAAAAGUAGAAGUUGAACAAUUAAAACUCGGUUGCAAUUCCCCACCUGACAAAAAAGAGGCUCCAGUUCUUCAACCAGCAACGACAGUGGUCAUUAACAAGUCUCAGUUGCACCGGGUACCGGAGUCUGCCGUAAGAGUAACCGUAGCUGGUCAGCGAGGCUUGAAGUACCACGGGAUUCCAAUCCUACCGACAGACCCACCCGGUGCUGUGCGCCAAACUCCUCGUUUCUCAGUAACUAUGUUGAAAGCUGAAAUGGAUUCGAAACAGAACGGCACAUCGAAUAACGCCGCGGAGCAGGAUGCCGUAGUUGCCGACGACUUAGAGGAUCCUGACCGUGCACGUGAUAAUGCUGAUGAGGUUCAAAGUACAGACGGGACUGUGCUACUUCCAGAUAAUUACGAGGAGGAAACGAAAGCGCAGGAUGCCACAGGAAAACCUGAGGAUAAAAAUAUAUAAUACGAUGCAAUAUGUAAUCUAGAGGUGAACGAUACGUGCAAUUUUGCAAUAACUGGCGAGCUAACAAUUAGACUACGUACACAAAUAAAACGAAAAAGCCCAUAUGACACUCGCUCCACUCGCGCAAGAUACUUUAUACUGCUCAUUCAAUUGUGUCAUACUUAAUUGUUUACGAUAGAAAUAUUUUUAUACGUAGAUAUUCUCUUAUAAGAGAGACAUAUAUAUGCGCAAUUAAUCGCAUUUCUCUUUAUACUACCAACGUCAUAACGUUACAAAGUAACACACGUGCCAAAUUAUGUGUUCAUUAUUUCCUGUAUGCACAUAAUUAUGGCUGUUUCUUGUACUUUUUAUAUAUCUUGUAUUUCAUUAUCUAUAUGUAUUUAUGUAUAAUAAGCGAACCAAUUACGCCAUAAUUGUUGUAAGGUCUGAUAAACAAAUAGCAAAAAGUU